Cucurbita maxima (winter squash) is the source of this 3224-nucleotide messenger RNA. Its product is annotated as protein SMG7L. The transcript has 6 exons. The record is from RefSeq and is a predicted model, not a curated record. The coding region runs from base 274 to 3012 and encodes 912 amino acids. Gene Ontology annotation, cellular component: telomerase holoenzyme complex. Gene Ontology annotation, biological process: nuclear-transcribed mRNA catabolic process, nonsense-mediated decay. Gene Ontology annotation, molecular function: telomeric repeat DNA binding; telomerase RNA binding; protein binding. Lineage: Eukaryota; Viridiplantae; Streptophyta; Magnoliopsida; Cucurbitales; Cucurbitaceae.
UUUGUGAUCUUCUUGGGACGGCUGUUCUUUACUUUACUUCAUGUGGGGUUUCUUAAAAUCUAUUUCUGGUGUUUGAUUCAGUGUUCUUCUUCUUCUACAGAAUUCGUGUUGAGUUUUUGGGGAUACCCCAGUAGUCAUAGGGCGUUGAUUUUCAUCUGGACUUCAAUUUUGGCUUCUGGGAAUGGAUUUUUUAAGUGUUCACUUACAUGAGAAUAUACUACACUUGAUGUUUGGAAGGUAGUGUACCUUGAAAUCAGCUGCUCAAUUUUAACCAUGACUACCUCUGCAAAUCAAAACAGAAAGGAGAGCUUGCUUGAUGAGGUUGUGAGCUUGGAAAAGCAGUUAACAGCAUCAAUCCUUUCCAAAGGGAUAUUACAUUCAGAUGUCGAAGAUCUAUACUACAAAGUUUGUUCAAUUUAUGAGAGAAUUUUCAUUAAUGAACACGAACAAUUAGAGCUUCAAGAUGUUGAAUAUUCUCUGUGGAAGCUUCAUUACAAGCUUAUCGACGAGUUUCGGAAGCGGAUAAAGAGAAGCUCUGCAAAUGUAGAGAGCCCAAAGUUGGGGACAGGACAGAAUUCUAAUGAUGCACAGCGAAGUAGUAGCAAUCAUAUUGCAGAAUUUAGGUCGUUUCUCUUGGAAGCAACAAAGUUCUAUCAGAAACUGAUCUUGAAAAUCAGGGAGUAUAGUGGGGUUCAAAAAGAAGGCUUGUUAUAUAAGGCUUUUGGUGUCUCUAAAGGCAUUGAUCCAAAGAGAAAGAAGAAAUGUCAAUUCUUAUGUCACCGUCUCUUAGUUUGCCUUGGGGAUCUUUCUAGGUACAUGGAACAGCAUGAAAAACCAGAUGCCCAUUCCCACAAGUGGUUAGCUGCUGCUACUCAUUACUUAGAAGCAACAAUGGUUUGGCCUGAUAGUGGAAACCCCCAUAAUCAGUUGGCUGUAUUGGCAACAUAUGUUAAUGAUCAGUUUCUCGCUAUGUACCACUGUGUGAGAAGUUCUGCAGUCAAAGAGCCUUUUCCUGAUGCUUGGGAUAACCUUUUGUUACUAUUUGAAAGAAAUAGGUCAUCUCUUAUGCCUUCCCUAUCUAGGGACGCCGAGUUCGAUUUCUUGAGACCGUCUGAGAAGUGCUGUUUAGAAAUCAAAUCACAAACCAAAGAUGAUCAUCAGUCUCUAGAGACAGACAUGUUUUCUCUGCUCAUCAGAACAUUGGCUUUCUUUUUCAUAAAUUCGAGUUUGGAGCAAUUCACAAGCACAUUUUCAUCUAUGAUGAGAUCGCUGGAUGAACUCCUGUCUCUAGAUGAUUCUGAAUUAAAUGUUUCAUUAGAGUCGUACGAACUUUUGGAUUCAGUGCGAACCGGCCCUUUCCUAGCCAUCCAAAUUGCUUCCGUAUUCAUCUUCAUGGUACAGAAUCUUCUCAGUAAAGCUACCCUGAAUGAUAUGCAGCAACUUGAGCUAACCCACUUGGCAUUGGUUGCUACCUUUGUUGUCAUGGGACGUCUAGUCGAGAGAUCGCUGAAGGCAAGCCAAUGGGAAUCAUCCCCCCUUUUACCUGCGGUGCUCGUUUUCGUUGAAUGGUUACCAAGCGUUCUUGAUGAAGUAGUAAGAUAUGGUUCUGAUGCAAAAACUAGAAGCUCCAUGUCUUACUUUUUUGGUGCUUAUGUUGAGCUUCUACAGAAGCUGAAUGUUCAUACAGCUGAGGCACAUUGUUCUCUUGCUAUCCCUCUGUGGGAAGAUUAUGAGCUAAGAGGCUUCACUCCUUUAGCUUUUGCACAUGAACCAUUGGAUUUCUCAUCGCACUGGGAACACAUCGACAACUUCGAAUUCGGAGCUGAACACCGUGCUUAUCGCAUAACGGUUGCUGCUACUAAAAUUUCGAAUAUCGCUAAGGAUUAUCCCGAGUGGAUCAUUUAUGACAAAGUAGAACAAAAUGAACUUCCAGAUAAGAAAGAACUGGAAGAUCUGGAAGACCCAACUCAGGAUGUCAAAAAAUCUCUCCCUGUUGAAGAUGAAGAAGUCAUUCUUUUCAAGCCCCUCAUGAGAUAUAAUUCUGCACCGAUCUCUAUUGCAGAGAGCGAUGAAGCUUCACCGAAAAGCAUGGAGGCUCAGACUAUAUCUUCCAAUGAAUGCUUGAGGCGUGCCACGUCGCUACUUAUAGAACAGACGCAGGGCCAGACCGAUCCCUUUGCUUUUCAUGAUCUCAGCAGAAACGAGCCAUUUGAGCAGCAGCAAGAUGUUUCAGAAGGCACCAUAUCAACUGGCCCUCCUUCACUUAGUGCCUGGGUGCUCAAUAGAGGUUUUACUUUCAACCCUGUUACAGAGAAAGGCACAAAUGGUUCUGCUAAGCCUGGUUUGCAGCCCAUUGAUGAGUUAACUCUGGCAUUCGUAAAUGGUCUUACGCUCGGCGAUACCGAUAACUCGGCCUCGAUUCCGAGCUCGAAAUCUGGAAAAUCCGACCUUUUUCCACCUCCUUCCUAUUCCACCCCAGUACCUUCAGCUCCUUAUUUACCUGAUGAUGCUGUUUGGACUAAUGCUACCAAUUCUAACAUCUCUAGGGACAUUGACCAAAAUGAUACAUUUUCAAACUGGACUGCCCCUCAAGCUACAUAUGAAUAUGGUCCCAUGAUUGGUGGUCUUACGAAUAUGUAUCCGUCAUCGCAUCGAAUGAGUUCUUCGGAAUGGCUUCGUCAAUAUCGGGAGAAUCAAGUACGGCCACCUCCCUACAAUGCUUCUGGAAACGUUAUGAACUUGCAAAGAAAUGAUACUUCAAGGUAUGAACAUUUGUAUCCAACAAUGAAUAUGGAGAGUCCAUUACGUUAUCCAGCUUUCCCUGCAGCUUACAGCACGAAUGAGAACCAAAAAAACAUGUUCUUCCAUGGUUAUGAAAGGCCAAACCUGUAUGGCUGCGGUGUUAUUGAUUUGAGAACUGAGCAGCCACCGGUUCUGCCGUAUCUAAAAGAUAAAGAGUGGCAGCUGCAAAAGGAUGCUGCUAAUAGAAGUGCUGCCUAUAUGGGGAAUUGAGGUUUUUCGUAGUUUUGUCUAUAUUCAUCGUUUACUCGAACCGAAAACUCGAAACUGUCUAAUGAAAGCGUUUGCGUUUGUAUAUACAUGUAUAGAAAGUCGAAAAAAUGAUCUCAAGUGAACGUGUAUUAAGGAAUUGUCUCGCCUCAAUAUUGCAUAAGGUUGUUUCCUUUUCUCAAAGAUAUGUGAAAGCGGACCUUCAUGUCUGGUGA